CCUUCACAAUGGCUCCUGUAACAAGUUCUGAUGUUCUCGAAUACGAAAAGUCCAUCUUCGAUGCUGGACUACACUUUGCGCGACCUUCGUUCACCUUUCAGUCCUCGGAAUGGGAGCCUAUGGCCAAGAAAGUACUCUCUGCAACCUCCUGGGGCUACAUCCACGGCAACUGCGGAGCUGGCUCAACAUACCAGAAUAAUCUCAUCUCUUUCACGCGUUGGUCAAUUGUGCCUAGGCGCCUAGUGCCCAGCCGAAAGGAUGAUGCUGGCAACGAGAGGUUUUCGGACACGACGACAACGGUUCUCGGUCAAACUCUGCCCUUCCCGGUUGCUAUUGCACCAAUUGGUGUGCAAAAGAUCUUCAAUCCUGAGGGAGAGUCUGCUACUGCCAGAGCCACUGCCUCACUUGGCAUCCCGUAUAUCUUGAGCACAGCAUCAAGCACAAGCAUUGAGGACGUGGCAGCUGCAAACGGUGCCGGUGCCCCUCGGUGGUACCAGCUUUACUGGCCGAGCCGUGAGCAUGACGACUUAACCAUCUCCCUCUUGAAACGAGCCAAGGCAGCCGGUUACACCGCUCUCUUUGUCACACUCGAUACUUAUGUGCUUGGAUGGCGUCCUAGUGAUCUGGACAAUGGCUACAACCCGUUUAUCCAUCCAGACCAUAUCGGCGUCGAAAUUGGGCUGACAGACCCCGUCUUCCAAAAGAAGUUCAAGGAAGAACAUGGGUACGACAUCUCCAGUGCUCCCAGUGGUGUGUACCAAUCAGCUCAAGGCGGAACAACCAGAGCGAGUCUUGGCCCGGCAGCCCGAGAAUGGGCCAAAAUUGUUUUCCCCGGACACUCACACUCUUGGGAAGACGUCGAGUUCCUAAAGAAGCACUGGGACGGACCUAUCGUUCUAAAGGGCAUUCAGAGUGUGCACGAUGCUAAGAAAUGUGUUGAAGUGGGCGUCCAAGGAAUUGUUGUGAGCAACCAUGGUGGAAGACAGCAGGAUGGUGGAGCCAGUAGCUUGGGAAUGCUGCCCAAGAUUGUGGAUGCUGUUGGAGAUAAGAUCGAUGUCAUCCUUGACAGUGGUAUCAGAUGCGGUGCUGAUAUCAUCAAGGCAAUUGCUCUGGGAGCCAAGUGUGUCCUCAUCGGUCGACCAUAUGCGUAUGGAUUGGCACUUGGGGGAGAAGAGGGAGUGAGGCAUGUGCUUCGAGCCAUGUGUGGUGAUUUAACCAUGAACAUGCACCUUGCAGGUCUCCGUGACAUAAAUGAAGUCACUAGGGAUAUUCUAGUCAAGGAGUCGGAUCUGGUCUAA
Messenger RNA from Fusarium vanettenii 77-13-4, 1298 nucleotides. RefSeq lists its product as uncharacterized. Bases 9 to 1298 code for a protein of 429 amino acids. Gene Ontology annotation, molecular function: FMN binding; oxidoreductase activity. The record is from RefSeq and is a predicted model, not a curated record. NCBI's taxonomy places the organism in Eukaryota, Fungi, Ascomycota, Sordariomycetes, Hypocreales, Nectriaceae. The transcript has a single exon.